This is a messenger RNA of Drosophila grimshawi, 1546 nucleotides long. RefSeq lists its product as uncharacterized. The transcript is spliced from 2 exons. NCBI's taxonomy places the organism in Eukaryota, Metazoa, Arthropoda, Insecta, Diptera, Drosophilidae. The record is from RefSeq and is a predicted model, not a curated record. Bases 16 to 1212 code for a protein of 398 amino acids.
GUUUAACCGUUUGCCAUGGAAUCGCAUAAUGUGCGCAACACAACAUUCUGGAAAGAUUUCUUUCGCCUAUAUCGCUCCAUGCCCGAACUGUGGCUAACCACAUCGAAAGACUAUCGCAAUCGCAAGCUGAAGACCCAAUCGUACGAGCUGCUGCUGAAGCACAUGCGCACCUUUGAUCCCUCUGCCAACAUCCAUAUGCUCAAGCGGAAGAUUAACAAUCUGCGCACCUCCUAUCGGCGCGAGUUGCGCAAGGUGCUCGACAAUAAGUCGGCGUUGCGAGGGGGGCUCGAUGAGUAUCGGCCGUCGCUUUGGUAUUUCAAUGAGCUGGAGUUUCUCUACGAUCUGGAGACGGGGGAGGCGCAAACAUUGAUCGAACCGUUGCACGUUGCACGUGAACCGCAACAAGAACAACAUGCGUAUUUUAAGCAAGCCGAUAAUCAGGAUGUGGCCGAGGUGUCCCCGGGAGUGCCGACACCAGACGAGGAGCUUUUCACGAAACUCUUUCAGCCCGGCGAUGAUAUGCUGGUCAGCGAGGGCGAUGGCGAUGUGGAAGGCGUGGCAGAUGCAGAUGCUGACGACGCUGGACUGGAUGGUGAAGUGGAGUACGAAACUGUAAACGAAACGCGACACAAACUCGAUCUGAAAAUGGAAAGCAAAUAUCAGCAACAACAUUCCACCUCCAACAAUCACAACAACAACAACAACAACAACAACAGCAGCAGCAGCAGAAUCAGUGCCGGAAAACAAUCACGUUUGCAUCCUUAUCAAUCGGGACAACAGCAGCAGCAGCUGCAGGCGCAGUCAACAUCUUUGCGUCGCAGUAUUGCAUUGCCGCAAAUGCAACGACGACGUCGACGCAGCAGCACUAAUGACGGCGACGGCGACGUCGACAUCGACAUCGAUAUCGAUGAAGACAACAACAACAAUAACAGCAGCAGCAGGAGCAGCGCUAUUGCCGCAGCUGGCAAGAAGCGACGGCGCCAGAUGAUGCUAAUGGAACAGCAGUCGGCGCUGCAAUCGGAGCAAACGGAGAGCGAAUGCGAUUUGAUUGGCAAACGGAUGGCGGCACAUUUCCGCAAUAUGCGCCCCGAUCAGCGGCUCUUCGCUGAGCGCAUCAUCAGCGAGGUGCUCGUGUUUGGGCGCAUGAAUCGUCUAUCGCUCUCCGCCCGCUUUUUGCCCAACGGCGAUGUGGGUGAUGUCUAUGCCAUAUAAAGCCAAAACAACAACAAGCAACAAAUUAUUGUUCAGCAUACUGACGGAAGGGGGUUGACUGUGCGUGUGUGUGUGUGUGUGUGUGACACUGGCUUUUGCUGUAAAGCGCCAAUUAGAGCGACGACAGAAUAAAAGCAAAAGCAAUGCUCCGACUAUGUCCAGCCAGCAAAAUUGUCACAAACAAUGUCGCAACAAUUUGCCUGCCAAAUCCACACGCAACAAAUAAACCUCCAAAAUUAUAUAUAGAUUAGCUUUAAGCUACAGAUCUACUUACACUUAACAGCAUUACAAAUACAUAAUUUGGAGAAAAAACACUGAUGCUACGCUUACACGC